Messenger RNA from Bactrocera latifrons, 2929 nucleotides. RefSeq lists its product as uncharacterized. The annotation marks the transcript as partial. The record is from RefSeq and is a predicted model, not a curated record. The transcript is spliced from 6 exons. Lineage: Eukaryota; Metazoa; Arthropoda; Insecta; Diptera; Tephritidae.
AUGAAAGUCGAGAUGUUAAUAUGCCUUCAGAGGACGACAUAAAGAGGCAAAGAAUAGCAUACAGUGGGGACCAAAUCUAUUCAAACAUUUGGUCUGGGAAAUGGUGCAUUAAGGAUGAGCAUAAGCUUCUGUCGGAAUUAAGUGGUUUGACUACGAACAGUAAUACAGCCUAUUAUGACACCCACAAUAAUUUUCCUUCGACAGGAGCCGCCGGAAACGAUGCAAUGAUUUAUGACAGUAUUACAUCAAUAUCGCAAAACUCGCUAUAUACACCGUCCCUAGGAGCAUCCAUUGGCAGUAAUUCGUUAACCCCUCUAGUGCCUAUAAAUAUGUCAGACAUGAAACUAAAUACAAGUUCACUUGAAACAAACAUAUCAUCUUAUUACACAGCAAUAGCCAUAGAAAAUGGGCACUAUGGAACAAUAGCACAUGUAGAUAAUACAGUGGGCUCAAUGAACAGUGAACCGGCAUCAGUUGGUUCUCAUUCUAGUGGUAAUGUAGCAUUACCAUCCGGAAUACUACCUAUUGCAAUUUUAACUGGAAAUACUGAUAUUAACAAUGACGAUGGAGCACAAGAUGAUAGUAUAAUACCUUCAAUAGAAAAUAGAUCAGCCAUAACCACAUCAUUAAUUAACAGAGGUGAAAGUGCCAAAAAUGGCGUUCCCAACCAUAUCAUAACAGAAGUAUCCACAAUGGCUGUAUCGUCUAAUACUCAACAACAAAGACGUUUGCUAAAUGUACUUGAAAAACACAAUAGAAACGAUAUAAGCGGUAAUGUUACUAGGCGUCCUGAUUUGCAUUUAAAUACGAAUGAACAAAGUUGUGAACAUCAUCGCCAGCACAUUCAACAGCAGGUUCUACAAUCCAGUGUCAUAAAUUCACCUCUUAUACUUCUUCAGCCAAGUGCCCAACCAAGAGAUACCUCAGGCGGUGAUUCCAUAAAUAAUAAUCCUGCAGAAUAUUCCACGAUUUUACCCAAUUUUAACCAUUAUUCGGCAGCUUGCGGGUCCGUUGUGGCUACCACAGACUACACCUAUAAUCCGGCAUAUUCUCAGUAUGGAUCAGCGUAUGGGUCUUAUGGAUAUACAGCAGGCACUGGUCUAUUAAAUUCUUCUUACUACUAUGACGGGAGUGAAAGUCAAACAACAGGCGCAUUAAAUCAGGAUAUGCGAUCGCCUUUGGCAGCCACCCGCGCCAACUCUUUGGCGUCUGCUGCAUCACCGACGGGAAGUGCCUGCACGAAAUCGGAAACAUCAGACAUAUUUUUGGUAUAGUAGCUGAAAAAUACAAAUUGAAAUACCACACAUAUAAUCGAAAUUAAGAAUUGUUGCAAUAAUACCAAUAUAUAACUUAUAUUAUAUUUAAGAUUAUAGCCAAGCACUUGCGAAAUACAACUAGGAAUUUAACUUUAUCCUGUUGUAUUUUUGAAUCCUCGCAAAUAUAUUAAGAAGACAUAAAAUCGAAUAUUACCUUCGGCAAUAUCAAAUAAAGAUAGUAUCUUGAAAUAAUAUCAAAGUAAAGCAUAGAAGUUCCUAGACUAAACUAGAAGCCCUCUUACUAAUAUUAACAGUAGCUGCUAACCUUACUCCGUCUACUUUUACUCAAAUGCUCGUUAAGAAAGGAGGUCAUUUCAUAUACUUAAACUUAAUCAUGAGCAAAUGUAUUUAAUGCUAAAGUCUAACAUCAGUACAGAGGGUCCUUGAAAUAGUGUUACUGAAUGCCACAAAAAUACUUCUACCGAAUCGUUUAUUACGUAAGUUGUCAUUGUCGAGUUUGCAUAAACGGUCAAUUGUAAACUUUCGUACAAAUACCAAACAUCUUUUUAAUAUAAAUUAGUAGGGCAAUUCAGAGUCUGGUGCAAAUGGUCUUGCAUCCUUACAAUUGCAAAAUUGCUGCACCCUUGCAAAACAACAACACUAAAACGUCGUUGUAUUAUAUGCAACACUGGUUUGCAAAUUAUCAGGUGUUGUCAAAAAUAAAAACCAUGUAAACAAAAAGAAGAAAUGGAGCAAACCAGUUAAAAAAAAGAAUAAUACAAAUUCUUCAGCGCUUCUUCAAUUAAAGCGUCAGUUAAUAUAUCACUAAAAUAUUUUUUCGGCAUAUUUUCCAAUUUGUGCGAAAGUUUUUCUUACAAAAAUUUUUUUUUUCUUCACCGAUCAACUAUAAAUUAAUUCUCUUUGCAAGGGUUGCACAGAAACCACAAACAGGACGUUCAUUGUUGAUGGUAAAUAUUUGCAAUUGCAUAAUUUUGCAAACUGAGAUGCACAGUAUUCUGCAUUGCCCUAGUAUAAGAAUGAGUUCAACAUUUCAUAGCACAAUUGUGCCCAGCACACUUCGCAUUAGUACCUUUUAUCAUCAUUAUUAACAGAGCACGAAACAACACUACACAAAACUGUGAUGUUGAACAAAUAUAAAAUACGCGAAAAAAUAUGUGAGGAUGGGUCAAACCACGUCAAGUGUUCCAUGAAAAUUUCGCACGUAGGCUCCUUACAUCUGUGCCGCAAGAAAAGCAAAAGCGCAUAGCGCAACGUUCGAUGUGCAAUAAGUUUUAAUAGUGGUAGGGGUUGUAACUUCGUUGUCGUGGUGUAACCUCCAAACGGUUGCGUUGUCUAGUCGGACCCGGUUUACCCCUCGUUUGAGUCUCUAGAGGACUUCCACGUAAAAGUUGUCGUUGAUGGUUUGUCCAGGAGGAACAAAUUCAAGGUGGACGAUGCCAUUGAUUUCAAAAAAGACAAUCAGCAUCGUUUUCUCUUUGGAUUUUCUCAUUCUUCCAGUCUUCAUCGGCGAUCUCUUCCCGGCCCUCCAAAAAGGUUUGGACCACUUAGUAAAGCAAUAUCUGAAUAAGCUUGUUUGAUCACACAGAAUUUAAUCGCGUACCUCUGCUCUAACGAACACUGUAUUUUCGGUUUGCAUCACUCACAGAAACACU